Molecule: messenger RNA, 555 nt
Organism: Aspergillus eucalypticola CBS 122712
Lineage: Eukaryota; Fungi; Ascomycota; Eurotiomycetes; Eurotiales; Aspergillaceae
Exons: 1
Coding region: 1-555 (184 amino acids)
Source: RefSeq, a predicted model, not a curated record
AUGACCCCCAACUGGUCCCAACUAUGGACCUUCAUCACCAACCCCAAAGACAUCACCAGCACUAGCUCCAUCUCCCCAUCACCAUCCACCCUCCGUCGCAUCAUCAAAUCCCUCUCCCUCCUGACCUUCUUCUCCAUCCUCCUCUACGCCCUCUACAUCCACUUCCAACCCUCCACCAUCCCCCAACCCCCCGAACUCCCAGAAUCCCCAGACCUCCCUCCACCCACCCCAGAAGACACAUACAAAUCCAUCUACGGCUACCCCCAACCAACCCUACCAUUCCACCCCUCCACAUCCACGACCCCAGCAUCCUUUACGACCUCCCCACAAACACCUACUACGCCUACGGCUCCGGCCCUCACAUCCCCAUCCACUCCGCCCCGACCCUCCAAGGCCCAUGGACCAAAGCCGGCACCGUUCUCGACGCAGAUAGCAUCCUGCCCAAAGGUGAUCGCAAAGCCCCCUGGGCACCGACCGCCCUCCUCCACGACGGCACAUUCUACGUCUUCUACGCGACGAGCCAUAGCGGAUGUCGUGAUAGCGCCAUCGGCGUAG